AGGCCCGCUGCUGGGCUCGAACUGUGGCUACUGUCGCUAUCACGUUUCCAGUGGGCUCCAUACCCUACUAGAACUUUCCUGCUACUCCUAGAAACACUGUCCACAUCCGCAGCAAAGCCAUGGCAACCGAACGCAGUUUCCCCGAUAGCUUCAUUGACGAAGAUCCACAGAAAGCUCUGGAGGCACUAAAUGAGGCCUUGCAAGCAGACUCCAACAACGCUGAGUGGUUAUGCCAGCGUGCCUAUGCCCACACACUUCUCAAAAACUACAGCUGUGCUGUUGAUGAUGCCAAAAAAGCACAGCAGCUACAACCCAGCCUUCCCCUGGCUUUCAUGCGAACAGGAAUAGCAGAAUACCAUCUAAACCACUAUGAGUCAGCACAUGCAGCUUUCACUCAGGGACACCAACUGGAUGUUUCUGACAAAUCAUUUGAGGUGUGGAUAAAGCGGUGUGAGGAGCUGAUGGGAGAGCUGGCACAGAUCGGCAGCAGCAACACGCAGACAGCAGCAGUUCCACCAGUGAAACAUGACUGGUACCAAACAGAAUCUCAAGUCAUUGUCACAGUCAUGGCAAAAAAUGUACCCAAGGAUGGUGUGUGUGUCAACUUCAUGGAGAAAGAGCUCUUUGCCAUGAUACAGCUGGCAUCAGGGGAGAACUUCAACCUCCACCUUCAACUCCUGCACCCCAUCAUCCCCCAACAGAGCAGCUUCAAGAUCCUCAGCACCAAGGUGGAGUUCAAGAUGAAGAAGACAGAUGCCAUCAGAUGGGAGACGCUGGAGGGAGAGGGACAGGAGUCCAACAUCAAACACUUCAAUCCUAAUCAGUACCCGUCAUCGUCCCACUACGCCCACAAAUGGGACAAGAUGGUGGUGGACCUCACCGAGGAGGAGAAAAACGAGAAGCUGGAGGGAGACGCAGCGCUCAACAAGCUCUUCCAGCAGAUCUACUCCGAUGGCUCAGACGAGGUCAAGCGAGCCAUGAACAAGUCCUUCAUGGAGUCAGGCGGUACAGUCCUGAGCACCAACUGGAAAGAUGUGGGCAAGAGAAAAGUGGAGAUGAGCCCACCGAACGACGUGGAGUUCAAGAAGUACUGAGCACCUCCCUCCCUCUCUCCCCUCUGACGCCAUCUUUCUUCACAUUUGUCCGUCUGAGCUCCAGCGGGAGUCCUUGUCGCUCUGCAGUCUCCGUGGCCGUCCACUUCCUCCUCUUCCCGGCCCCUCAGUCGUGCUGUCGCUCUGGUGUUCUCACUAAGCGCAGGGAGCCACAGUGUUCCCACUUUCACUCCACCAAACCACUCAUGGCCUACUCUCUGCAGCACCUCACCACCAGAUGGGCUCAGUUCAUUUGAAUAAUCUGUUGAACGGAUUGAGUUACAUUAUCUGAUUUUUAAAGGCCCACGGACUCAAAAGGGAUUAAAAUAUGACUGACAGACCUGAAAUGCUCCAUUUUAACUUUCACAUCCGGUUUUAGACAUCAUUCUUCUCUCCUCUGCCUCUCCUGGUUUUCUCAAAACGCCCACAGCCUUUCUGUUCGGGAGCCUUUCAUGACUUGCUAUUUAUCAGCACUGUACAGAAAUGUAAAGUUCUUAAAAUAACCAAUUGAGAUGUUUAAAUAACAACCCAAUUCCAUUUCUCCUCUCAUGCAGUUUUUUUUUCUGUGCACUGAGUAAAAAAUCAACAGCAAUACUCUACAGGCUUGUCUGGAAUCUGUGUGACAUGUCAGCCAGUGGCUUAGCACCGGCCGCUCCCUCAAUGUGAUUCAAGCUUCACUGUAAAUAAAAGAUUUGUUGUUUGGCU
Messenger RNA from Chelmon rostratus (copperband butterflyfish), 1796 nucleotides. It is a transcript of the gene sugt1, whose product is annotated as SGT1 homolog, MIS12 kinetochore complex assembly cochaperone. The transcript is spliced from 13 exons. Gene Ontology annotation, molecular function: protein-folding chaperone binding. NCBI's taxonomy places the organism in Eukaryota, Metazoa, Chordata, Actinopteri, Chaetodontiformes, Chaetodontidae. The coding region runs from base 120 to 1094 and encodes 324 amino acids. The record is from RefSeq and is a predicted model, not a curated record. Gene Ontology annotation, biological process: protein stabilization.